UCUGGUCAGUGCAAUCAAAGUAUGCUGGUGCGUUGCAUCAAAAUUCUCGUAGCUGUUGUGCUUAGUUUGACGUUUACCAUCUCGCUGUCGAAGCUGGUCCUUUGCAUUUGGAACGGGUGGUUUAAUGCGGAUGCCGCGGAUUACGAAAUUUUCACAUCCUACCCAGGCGCUGGACGCCUGGGACCGUCACCCUCCUCCAACCCGUCGGCGGGUUCGUACCAACGGCACACGCCAACCAUCGUGGACGAGUGGCUCGAUCACAAUCAGCUGGGGAAAUACAAACAACUCUUCCGUGACAGAGGUAUCUCGACGCUCUCGAGCUGCGGAGAUCCAGAGCGCCUGCCGGAGCUACCACCGGGAGAUGAACAGCGUCUUCAGCGAGCUGCCUUGAAUCUACAACAGAAAUUAAUACUUCGCGAGUGGCUUAAGGAGCAUCGACUGCAGCAUCAUUACUCCAGAUUGGUUGCCAUCGAGGUUACGGCACUGGAAGAUGUGUACUGGCUGGAAGAUUCCCGGGCAAGCCAAAUCCUCGGCAAGGACUGGCCGAUCUGGUCGGCCGCCCGCCAAAAACUGCCAACCUCCAAAGCCAACCUGGAAGCCUUAAAAGCCGACCUGUGGUCCACAGUUGUGAAGUCGAGCCAGCAUCAGGAUGCAUGGACGUGGGGCGGCAUGCUGGUGGUAUCGGUCUCGGUGGCCGGUCUCGUUACACUCGCCGCCAUGACGCAACCCUCACUUGCGCCAGAAGCACGCCACUCGCUGCUACAGUACGUGACUGGGAAGUAUCUGCUGCCAGCCAACUGUAAGGUACACUGGGACUGGACCGAUCCGGCCCGGGUCGGUGGUACGAUGUGCUUUACCGUGCGAUUUCACCAGCGCAACGGUCAGGCAUAUCCCAUCUGUGAUACGGAUCAGUUCUUCGUCGAGGUUACCGAGGGUACGCGCAAGAUCGUCACGAUCAGUGAGCUCGGUUCGCCUACCGAUCCGAACAAUGCCAACAUAGCGAAGGUUAAGUUUACGGUGCGUACUGCCGGUCAGUACAAAAUUUCGGUCCUCAUCGGGUCCAGCCAUAUCGCGGGAAGCCCGUUCGUGAAGACGUUUGCCCCGGGACCAAUGGAUGCACGGCGUUCGAGACUUAUCCGGCCAGCCAGUACGGUGGUUUGUUGUGCCGGUGCACCAACCUUCCUGCACAUUGAGCCUCGCGAUGAGCACGGCAAUACGUGCCAGUUUGAGGCGGACUGUGAUCCGAUCAAGGGCUACAGUAUCGACAUCUUCGAUCUCUACGGUAACCAUAGUGAUAAGUUUGGCAGUGCGGUCACAUUCUCGUACGAUAAGGUAAACGCACGCAUUAGUCUUACGGCCCUGUUUCCCGAACCGGUAUGUCUCCGGGCGAUAGUAAGCUACGAAGCGCAUCCGAUACCGAACGGAGACUUUGACAUUAUUGUGCUGAGCAGCAGUGAUACGACACUCGUACACAAGAAUAUUGCUUCGCGCAAGCACAACAUCUGCUAUGAGGCCAAGCUGUUUAGCAUCUAUGGCCAGCAACGGUGGACCAAGCCCCGUAAAGUGCUUUGUUACGUGGGACCGAAACAGGUCACCAUUAAGGAGAUGAUCCUUAAAAUCAUUCCCAAGCGUAUCGCAACGUUUCGACUCUGUCCUUCCACAAAAUUCCAUUUUCUUCCACCAUCAACCAUCCAAAUGAAUAACAGCCACGGUGCAAUCUUCAUCAUUGACGAUGGCUGUCAGCCGAAGAUCGAGCUGGCAUCCAAGGAGCGUAACGUCAUCGCGGCCACCUUCACACAUUUUCUGCUGAAGAACAUUGGCGGCUCGGAAACGUUCAAAGACAAGCAAGACUUCUUCUACCAUGAAGUGCGACUUGUCCGUAAGUUCCAUUCCAACUAUUACCAUGAGAAGCUAUCCCUGAAGGUACAGCGGGACAAAAUUCUGGAGUCGAGCAUGAAGGCCACGAAGAACUUUUCGGUAUCCGAUUGGUGUGGUAAUUUUGAGGUUACAUUCCAAGGAGAGCAAGGAAUUGAUUGGGGUGGCUUACGGCGCGAAUGGUUUGAGCUGGUAUGCAGUGCCCUAUUUGACCCCCGUGGUGGUCUUUUCUGUACAUUCCACGACAAACGCCAGGCGCUGGUCCACCCGAACCCAAACCGUCCACCCCAUCUAAAGCUGAAACACUUCGAGUUUGCGGGCAAAGUCGUCGGCAAGUGUUUGUACGAAUCGGCCCUCGGUGGAACGUACCGACAGCUCGUACGGGCACGCUUUUCACGCUCCUUUCUGGCACAGUUGAUUGGACUACGCGUACACUACAAGUACUUCGAGCAGGAUGAUCCCGAUCUAUACCUAUCGAAGAUCAAGUACAUUCUCGAAACCGAUCUGGACACUAGCGAAAAUUUGGAGCUAUACUUUGUGGAGGAAAUGUACGACCAAAGUGGCCAACUGCAGAAAACCGUUGAGCUCAUCCCGAACGGGGCGAAGGUGCGGGUUACGAACGCUACCAAGAACCAGUACCUGGAUGCGUUGGCUCAGCAGCGUCUCUGCAAUAAUGUGCGUGAGGAGAUUGAUAGCUUUCUGAAAGGGUUGAAUGGGAUCAUUCCUGAUAAUUUGUUGAGCAUUUUUGAUGAGAACGAGCUGGAGCUACUUCUUUGUGGUACGGGCGAGUACUCUAUUGCCGAUUUCCGAGCAAAUCACAUCGUAAACGGAGGUUCAGCAGAGUUCCGUCGAGUUCUUGGUUGGUUCUGGGCUGCUGUCGGUAAUUUUUCCCAAACAGAAAUGGCACGUCUGCUACAGUUCACUACUGGUUGCUCUCAAUUACCUCCAGGAGGCUUUCAGGAGUUAAAUCCCAGGUUUCAAAUAACUGCAGCUCCCACGUUUGGUAACCUCCCAACGGCUCACACUUGUUUCAACCAACUCUGCUUGCCAGACUACGAAAGUUAUGAACACUUUGAAAAAGCCCUUAUGUUCGCCAUCAGCGAGGGAACCGAAGGUUUUGGCAUGGUCUAAACAUUCUUCUUUGAUGAUGGUACAUCCGG
Anopheles maculipalpis is the source of this 3035-nucleotide messenger RNA. RefSeq names its product apoptosis-resistant E3 ubiquitin protein ligase 1. Gene Ontology annotation, molecular function: ubiquitin-protein transferase activity. The record is from RefSeq and is a predicted model, not a curated record. Lineage: Eukaryota; Metazoa; Arthropoda; Insecta; Diptera; Culicidae. Bases 22 to 3006 code for a protein of 994 amino acids. Gene Ontology annotation, biological process: positive regulation of protein catabolic process; protein polyubiquitination; negative regulation of apoptotic process. The transcript has 9 exons.